AUGACUUCUAAUUCAAUCUCUAAUCUUUUUAAUGAUGGAGAAGUUGUUGAACAAGCAUUAAGUAAUGUUCAGGAUGAUGGUUCUGUUAAUUUAUUAUCAUUGAACUUAAAUAAUGUGUCGAAUUCUCAAUUAGUUCAUGGUCAUGGUUUAAAUGUUGGUAUACUUAAUGUCAAUGAUAAUCAAUGUGUUAAUUAUUCAUCAACAAAUGAUUCUAAUCUUAUGAAUUCUUCCACGUCAUCAGUUCGUCGUCCUCUCUCUAUAGAUGUCACUGAUGAUUUUCGUGAAGUAUCAUAUAAAAAAAGUUCUAAUCGUGGUUUAAAGCAAGUUACUGAUCAAAAUAAUCAUGUUAUUAUUACUUCACCUAUUGCACGUGUUAAUUCUGUUAAUCAACAACGUACUGGAAAUGAUAAUUAUACUGUUAUUGCUGAUGAUGUUAACUCUAAUCCACUAUUAACUCAAAGGUUCUCGAUUACAAAUGAAUCAACUCGUUAUGCUAUAACUCGUUUUCCAUUUUCACCUUUUGUUUUACAGUUUAAAUCUGGAAAGGUUACUGUUACUCAAGUUAAAGAUGAAUUAAUUCGUCACUAUAAAACGGUUCAUCACAUUGAUAUUCAUGUUUUAAAUUGUCGUUUAAUUAGGUCAAGUUCAAACAUUAAUCAAUAUAAUAUUCUUAUCUAUGUUAAAGAUGUUAUAUCAUUUUCUUUUUUUUUAAAUCAUGAACAUUGGCCAAAGUUAUUUGGUAAUGAAUCAUAUAUAUUAUCUUCGUUACCUUCAAUUCCACCUCAAUUAUCUGUGAUCAUCAAGAAUGUUGAUAUAAAUAUCGACUAUGAUGAAUUUUGUGAAGUUAUUCGUGAUAAAUUUCCUCAAGUUAAAAAUAUAUUAAGAUUGAAAAAUAAAUUUCAAAAUGAUAUUAAAAUGAUUAAAUUAGAAUUUACAUGUCCUAAUGUUCGUGAUAAACUAUUAAAUGAUCGUCGAAUUCUUGUUAAUCACAUUUCAUAUGAUGUUGCAGAAUUCUUAGCUCCUGCUCAUGUACUUAUCUGCUCCAAGUGUAUGGCACUUGGCCAUUUUAAAAAGCAAUGUCCUCAAACUAAAGAAACUUGUCGAACAUGCAGUGAACUUGUCGAUGAUAUCAAGAAACAUAUAUGUUCCAAGAUUGAAAAAUGUAUUCAUUGUCAAUUGAACCAUAAAUCUAGUUCUCUUAAAUGUACUGUUGUUAAAGCUUAUCGUGCAGAACUUACUCGUAAGCUCUUACAUAUGAAUAAUCCACGUGCAGCUACAGUUGAUACUAAUAAUAUAAUGAAAAAUUAUGUGUAUAAAUCGUCAAACUUUAUACCGCCUCCUGUUUCUUAUGCAUCAGCAAUUAAUUCAACAAUUAAUUCAACAAUUAAUCCUAUGAUUAAUCCUAUGAUGAAAAAACUUGAUGAAUUAAUGAAUACUAUGUCUGAAAUGAAGAAUCAACUUGCUAGUUUUGAAGCUAAACAAAAUACAAUUGAACAAUUUAUUAUUGCUAAACAAGAAGGUGAUAAUCUUAUAAAACAAAAUUUGGAUGAACUUUCUAAGCAUCAAUUUGAUUUGAAAAAAGAAGUUACUCAUCAUGGUUUAUUUAUUGAUCGUCAUGAAAAUUUAUUUAUGAAUUUAUCGAUACCUUUUUUUCAAGAUAUAUUUACAUUUAUUUCAUCUUUGAAUAAAGAUAAGAAGGGUAAUACAUUGGAUACUGAUUUAAAAGGUAAAAUAGAGCACUACCUUAUGCAAAUGAAGAAUGUUCAAGAAGGUAAAACUUUAUUAAACUAA
Molecule: messenger RNA, 1791 nt
Organism: Adineta steineri
Lineage: Eukaryota; Metazoa; Rotifera; Eurotatoria; Adinetida; Adinetidae
Source: the annotation of a GenBank genome assembly